This is a messenger RNA of Trichoderma aggressivum f. europaeum, 390 nucleotides long. RefSeq lists its product as uncharacterized. NCBI's taxonomy places the organism in Eukaryota, Fungi, Ascomycota, Sordariomycetes, Hypocreales, Hypocreaceae. The record is from RefSeq and is a predicted model, not a curated record. The coding region runs from base 1 to 390 and encodes 129 amino acids. The transcript has 3 exons.
AUGGCAGACGCACCCAAGCAGCCCGAGAGCUCUAGCGCAUCUGGGGACAGCCACGGAAUGACCAAAGAGACGGUCGAGGCAUUCAUGACUAGAGUCAAGGAGAUUUACGAUCCCAAGGAGGAGGCCAUGGAGGAGACUUUCAAGCCCGAGAAGGAGGUCACGGAGGAGACUUUCAAGUCCGAGAAGGAGGCCAUUAGCCUACAUGAGGAGGACUUGCGGCUGCUGCUACCUACACGAGUCUUCAAAUACCCAAGUUGGUAUCUACUAGUUGUUACCACCUCUACCUUUGCCAACUAUCGAGAUAAAUUUGGAACAUGGGUUGUUGAGAGAGCCACACUCAAGGGGCUGAGCAUCGACGUCAAGAAGUCAUCCAGCCUCGACGCAAAGUAG